Molecule: messenger RNA, 4068 nt
Organism: Pseudoliparis swirei
Lineage: Eukaryota; Metazoa; Chordata; Actinopteri; Perciformes; Liparidae
Gene: bmp3
Product: bone morphogenetic protein 3
Exons: 3
Coding region: 333-1745 (470 amino acids)
Biological process (GO): SMAD protein signal transduction; BMP signaling pathway
Cellular component (GO): extracellular region
Molecular function (GO): cytokine activity; growth factor activity
Source: RefSeq, a predicted model, not a curated record
CAGGUCCUGAAGCUCCAACCAGAGCGGAUCUUCACCUUCUGUGUGCGCGUUCACUGAGCUGCAUCGCAACUUUAGAGAAUACACAACAACAACAACAACAACAACAACAAAGACAACUUGGAUACCUUUGUUUUCAUGUUCUUGCCCACAGUCCUGCUGUUACGAGGUGACGGGAUCGUUCUCUGAGAGGAGACUCCUCCGGGGACGAUGCGUCUUUUUGGAGAUCGGAGACACUUUUUGGAAACGCGCUAAGUUUUCACCACAACUGUAACUUUUAAUUUUUAUUAUUAUUUUCUUCUUGCUGCCAUAACUUUGACCUAUUGGGCUCAAGCAUGGCUCUCUACUCCGGGCUCGCGCUCGUGCUGCUCUACGGAUGGAGUUCUCUGUGCAUUGGAUACUGCGCGAUGCUGAACACGGACAGUCGGAAGGUGGAUUUUACCCGUUCGGAGAAGGAUACUACGACUACUACGACUACUACUACUACUAAUAAUAAUAAUAAUAAUAAUAAUAAGCAGAAAGACGACAUGGAUCUGCUCUUACAGGAUACAAUGACGGAACACAUGCAAAUGCUUUACGCCAAGUACAACCGGGCCGGGUUUCCCUUCAAGGACGGAAACACCGUGCGCAGCUUCAAAGCGCACUGGGGCACGAUGAACAAGAAGCAGCUGCAGAUCUUCAACCUCACCUCGCUCACCAAGUCCGAGGACGUCCUGUCCGCCACGCUCCAUUACUACAUCGGAGACCUGCGGAACGCCACACGGGGGGGGGGCUGCCCCCGCCACAAGGGCUGCGCACGCCGCGGCUCCCACCGGCACGAGCACAUCCAUGUGGUCGUGUGGAGCUUCGCCUCCGUGGACAACAAGACCCGGACCCUGGGUCACUUCCGGCUCAACGCGUCCACGCUGUACCGGGACUUCAUCUCCUGGCAGUGGAAGGACGUGACGCGCGUGGUGGGCCAGGCCAAGCACCACGACGAGCUGCUGAUCGGCAUCGAUGUGGCGUCCCAGGGGCCGCGGCCGUGGAAGCAGCUGCUGUCCGACCGCUCGCCCUACAUCCUGGUCUACGCCAACGACUCGGCCAUCUCGGAGCCGGAGAGCGUGGUGGCGACGCUCCAGAGGCGCCACCCGGUGGGCGGGGAGGCCUUCCAGAAACUGAGGAACGACACGGGACGAGAGCCGCCACCGCCGCCCAGAGGCAAGCGCUCGGCCAACGUCCUGCUGCCGCUGCAGAACAACGAGCUGCCGGGGCCCGAGUACCCGUACGAGGUGCCCGGCUGGGACGAGGCGAGCCCCUACGAGACCUACGAAGGCAAGCCGAGCCGCCGGCCGCGCAAGAAGGCACGCAAGAGCCAGCGGCACAAGAUGCCCCUGCUGCAGUUCGACGAGCAGACCAUCAAGAAGGCGAGGAAGAGGCAGUGGAUCGAGCCCAGGAACUGCGCCCGCCGGUACCUGAAGGUGGACUUCGCCGACAUCGGGUGGAGCGAGUGGAUUAUAUCGCCCAAGUCCUUCGACGCCUAUUACUGCUCCGGGUCCUGCCAGUUCCCCAUGCCCAAGGCCCUGCGGCCCUCCAACCAUGCCACCAUCCAGAGCAUCGUGCGGGCGGUGGGCGUCGUGCCCGGCAUCCCUGAGCCGUGCUGCGUCCCGGAGAAAAUGACGUCCCUCAGCAUCCUCUUCUUCGACGAGGACAAGAACGUGGUGCUGAAGGUCUACCCCAACAUGACUGUAGAUUCUUGCGCUUGCAGAUAGUUUAAAUAUAAAUAGAAUUUUUGUAAUCACAUUUUUCAAUGCCUGUUCAGAUAAAACUCACAGAAAAGAAGAAAAACGUGCAGCCCUAAGAAGAAACCCCCAAAAGGACUCUCUCUCCUUCCGUUCCUUUCGUCAGACACUCGUUGGACUCAACUUGAGCCGCCGCCGGUCGUUCCCCGUGAAGAGGAGGCCGGUCCGCUCGGGAGUUAUUAUCUUCUCGGGCGGUCUUUCAUAAACUCGCCUGUCAAGAUAUGAAAAUACACCAACGAAGGCGAGAGACUUUUGAACCGACGCCUGGCGAAGUCGUCUUCCGGUCACCCUACGCUCGCACUUGCAUGGUUUUGUUACUCGUCGUACGUAUUUAUGUCCGUACCAUCACUGUGUUAUUCACUAUAUGAGAAGUUAUCGUGUAAUUAUCGGCUUGGCUGCUAUAGAGAGAUAUAUUAGAUUCCAAAGCCAGAAGACCUGUGACGCAGACGGAACAGUAGAAGGUGUGCGUGUUCGUGUUUUUUAGAUCCGUUGUUGUACAGAACCACGUUUUAAGAGUUUAUUAUAUGUUGAGGAGACCAAUGAAAAUGUCUUACAUGCCAACUUCAGAAAGAUGGAGUUUUUCAUUACAAGUGUAAAACCACAGGGAUUUAAAAUGUAUUUGAUGCUGGUGUAUUUUUUUACAUUUUGUUUUCGUGUUUAAAUGUAUGUAUUUACAGCAUAGAAUGACAUUUAUGAAGAAGAACUCUUAUAAACUGUCAGAAUAAUCCUAGAAAUCAACUAAGAUAACAAAAACAAAAAGGUCCGGUCUGGAAUCAGUUUUGCUUUGAAUAUUCUUAAGGUAUAUCAUUUUAGGUUGUUUAUUUGCCAAAUUUCGUGAAAAGAAAAUAGCAGGAAUUUAAAAAAUGAAGUUCAGAUGAAAGCUAUUGUGGUUUUAGCUCCAAGAAAAAAAACAGUGAUCUGAAUUUUAAAGUAAACGACUCCUAAAGUGUUUCUUCUUAAUAUGAACAACAAUGAGCUAGAGUCCCUCAAAAUGAUAACAAAUUGUGCCUUUGGGUUUUUAACACCGACUUUUCACUCAGAUUCUGUUAGUAAAGGUUAUAUUACAUAUAAUAUAAUGAAUGAUUUGGGCUGAUCAGUUUUCCUGGGUUGCGUAAGCCUGGAAUAUUACUGUAAAGAGUUGUUUUUUAAAUAACUCCGUGCGGUUGUUCGAUCACGUCGGGUCAGCAUUGACCAAGAGGGUCGUGAUGUUGUCUUUGGGUUGUGGAUUAAUGUCAGAGAUCAUGAAACCAAAUAUAUAUUCAGAGCAAUUGGUCUGACGCAUAGCAGAAAAACGUUUUUCUCUCCAUCGACUUGUUUAUUGUUGUCUGUACAUAGCUCACUCUCUACGCCGAUGACAGUGUAAUGCUCACUCUCUACGCCGAUGACAGUGUAAUGCUCACUCUCUACGCCAAUGAAAGUGUAAUGCUCACUCUCUACGCCGAUGACAGUGUAAUACUCACUCUCUACGCCAAUGAAAGUGUAAUGCUCACUCUCUACGCCGAUGAAAGUGUAAUGCUCACUCUCUACGCCGAUGAAAGUGUAAUACUCACUCUCUACGCCGAUGACAGUGUAAUGCUCACUCUCUACGCCGAUGACAGUGUAAUGUCUCUGAGAUAGUAGUGCCUUCCGAUGGAUUUCUUGCUUUUUCCGAACCGUUCCAUUUGAUUGGUCGACCUAUUUCGGGAAAGACUGAGCUCAGUUUGCAAUGUAGUUGAAGUCAAGGCAAACAGCAUGUGGAAAAAAGUUUCUUUAUGGUACGAAAGUUUGGUCCACAAUGAGUGAACAUGUACUUAGUGUACGAUCGCCAGAGGAACUUACUCUCUCAAAUGUAUUUUUGAAUAAUUCUCUAUUUUGAUAUUUUCAGAGACUUUUUAUUUUGUGUCAAUAACGAAGGGCGGAUAAUUUUUCUCUUUUUAAAAAAGUUUAUAUAUUUCGUACCGGCAUGUUCGUGCUUCCUCAUCUCGUGCCAACGCAGAUUCUAAUUUGCGAGUGAAGCGGCGGCCUCUUGAGACUCUUCUUUCGAGACCUCCCCGGUUGUGGAAAGAGAUCAAAGUGAAGCCAUUUACUCCACUUCACGGUUAAAUCUUGUUCUGUAUAUGUUAUGCUGGUCGUUAAAAACAACUACAACAUAAAUGCUUCUACAAUAAGCUUCAUGAAAUAUAUUUGUAUAUGGAAAUGAGCCGUUGACAUGCAUCUAUUUAUUUUCUGUAUGUUGCAUAUCUUGUACAGGUGUGGUCCCUCUGAGCUCCUGACAGAGCAUUCAAAGUAAUGAAUAAAAAGUAUGCAAGACUCA